This is a messenger RNA of Magallana angulata, 3795 nucleotides long. RefSeq names its product palmitoyltransferase ZDHHC8B-like. The record is from RefSeq and is a predicted model, not a curated record. Bases 242 to 1966 code for a protein of 574 amino acids. Gene Ontology annotation, biological process: protein palmitoylation. NCBI's taxonomy places the organism in Eukaryota, Metazoa, Mollusca, Bivalvia, Ostreida, Ostreidae. Gene Ontology annotation, molecular function: palmitoyltransferase activity. The transcript has 8 exons.
ACAUACUUGCCAUGAAACGUGUUUUGGCUAACGCGUUGAAUAUAGAUUAACAAAUCUAUUAUUUAAUUUAAAAGUUUGUUGUCGAAUAUAAUCGAUUAUAUGAACUAUGGUCAACGUCGAAGUGUUAAGUUUUGUGUGUUGUUCGGUCAAUGGAGGAUACCAAACUGUUAUUCAUGCCGAAGGACUUACCCAAGCUAUGAAGUCCAACAAUAAUGAGAAGUAGAGUUCGCCGUGAAAUACAAUGUCAAGCAGAUUAAUUCCUGCAAUCUGUGCGUGGGGUUUGACCCUAGGAACGACGUCACUUUUCUUUGUUUUUGUGUGCCCUGCCUUGAUCGACUUUUCUUUGCUCUAUACGCUAGCGAUUCCAAUAUAUGAGGGCAUUCUUACUCUAUUUGUCUUGCUCAACUUUGGGCUUGCAACUUUUAUGGACCCAGGAUAUUAUCCCAGAGCACAUGAAGAUGAGGUAAAAGAUGAUGAUUUUCGAGCGCCAUUGUACAAGCCAGUAGAAAUAAAUGGAAUUGCAGUCAGAAUGAAGUGGUGUACCACUUGCCAAUUUUAUCGGCCACCCAGAUGCUCCCAUUGUAGUGUUUGUAAUAAAUGUAUUGAGACAUUUGACCAUCACUGCCCAUGGGUGAAUAACUGUAUAGGCCGGAGGAACUACAGAUUUUUCUUCCUUUUCUUGUGUUCAUUGUGCAUUCAUAUGAUCAGUGUCUUCUCCUUUUGCUUGGUGUAUGUCCUAAGGCACAAAGAAGAUCUAAAAACUGUUGGAAAUAUUGUAGCAUUAAUAGACAUGAUAAUUAUUGGGUUACUAGUAUUCCCUGUGUCAGGGCUUACUGGCUUUCACAUCGUGUUGGUGUCAAGGGGGAGAACAACCAAUGAACAGGUCACUGGCAGGUUCAAAGGAGGACACAAUCCCUUCACCAAAGGAUGCUGCUUGAACUGUAAAUAUGCCCUGUGUGGUCCUGUCUGGCCCAAAUUAUCCUCUUAUGUGCCUAAACAUAGAACACUAUCAUUAGAUGCAUUGAAAGUCAAGUACUCAUCUGCUAACAAAGAAAUCAAGCUGUAUUCUGAUGCAAGCACCAAUGGAGUGAAAAGAAAUACUGCAGUUGUGAACCAAAAUGCCCCCCGCACUCCACUUUUGUCGGAUCACCAAGACGACCUACAUAGCCAGGGAAGUAGCCAAUCGGCAGGCUCAGAAAUCCAUGAUUAUCGGAAGUCUGAUUCUUAUACAAAUCUUUUUGACACUUCACAGUCAAAGCCUGUUUCAUCGUCGUCCAGUAAUUACCAACCAUCUCGAGGUCCCCCUAUUGUUCAUCAGCCUCGAAUUGAACAGUCACCUCAAAGAGGCAGACGAGCAAGGCAACAGGAUUCAAAGGCACCCAUGGCUCUUCCAGAGGAAUCCAUCAUGGGAUCUCCAUCAAAAUAUACUCCUCCUGCCCGUAAUAUUCUGAACAGCCCAGGUAUAGAUAGAAGUAACAAUUACCAGUCUCGUCAAGAGACCAGACCUUCACAACCUCAGUACAGUUCUCGCGACUCUCCGGGGUACAAUAAACCACAGUACUUUGGUCAGCAAAAUGGACACAGAAGGGAGAGAACUCCCAGUGCCGAGGGGUCUGUGGACAGUGUCGAUAGGAGACCCUUAAUGAACACCUCUGUGUCAUCUGGAUACAACUCCAGAUCGUUCGACACCUCCCCACUGGGGAGAAGUCAGACAUUACCAAACAAUCAGGGAGGAUUCUAUGAGGAAGAUCCAAGGACUGCUAAGAGACCUAUGUCUUUUGUUAAGGCUCUAGAAAUGAGUCAUUUAGUGGAACAAAAUCAGCAGGGGGCAAGGAAUGUGGCUGUACAAGGCAAGAAGCCCCCAGUCCCACAACAGGGGUCCCACCACCCCCACAAACAGAAGGGCAGGCACCGGGAGGGCAAGAAGAAGGUGGUUUAUGACACGAACUUUGAAGUUUCUGUUUGAAAAUGUGAUAACUCUUUUAUCAAUGAUUUUACAUUUGUGUACAGUAAGUGGGAGAAGGAAGGUGGAAGUUAUGUGUAUGUGAUUGUUAGGCUGAAAUGAUAAUGUGUCCAAAGGAUCUGCAAUAAAUUAUCAUCUGAACUAGUCCCAGUAGCUUUGUCCACUGAAAUGAUACUAGUAACAAUUCACAUCAGUUUCGUAAUGAGGUUCAUCUAAAACUGUGUUUUUGUGUCAUAUCAUCGCAUCGUCCAUUUUAGAGUGUCAAUCAUGUAUGUAUUUUAAGAAGGUAUUUUUAAGAGUGAAAAAUUUGUACUGAAAGUGCUUCCUUUUAGUUUUGAUUUUAGUAAACAAUUUCUAGUGGACCAAAAUAUAUUCCGCUCUUUAUUGAAUGGUAGGUUUUAAUUCUUGUGUAAAAUUUUUAAAAUGAACCUAAAAACUCUCCCCGUAUUUCAUGCAGAUGUGUAUGAAAAUAAAAAAGGAAGUAACUCCCAUGCACUUGGAAUUGGGUAUAUUUAGACCUACUCCCCAAUGCACUUGAUAUUGUUGCUUGAAAAUUAUUAAAGGUUGUGUGAUGUGUUUAUUUUUGUAAAACAUUUUUUAAUAAAGAAUGUGAUAUUGAUUUUAAUAACUUGUACAAGGUUCAGAUCAUGUUUUAAUUUGUUUUUCCAUCUGACUUUACGUGUGGCUUUGCGUUAUAAUCUCUUAAUCUGUUUUAACCAAAUCUCUUAUUUUUGUAUAAACUUUCUUUCCAUUGCAAUUUUAGGGUACAAUUCUUACCUGCAGAAAAUUAAAUGAAUAAAAAAUAUGGAAUCUGACUGGACACACCUGGAUUAAUAUUAAUUUCAUUUGAAAUGAGAAAAAAAAUAGUUGUCAGUCAUUCGUGUAUAGCAGUAGUUGUUACUGAAUCUUCAGAAAAAUGCUGUUAUAUACAGUAGAAAUUACCAGAAUACUCCUUUGAUUAUUGCUGGCAUUUUCUGUUUUAAUGUAUUAGUAAAACAUACAUUUUGUUCAAGUUUUGGUCACUAAAUAUGGUGAUAUGUGUAUCAUACCAAAAUGUUGUCAGAUGUGAACAUUUCAGGUCAAGCCUUCAAUUAUCGUAAUGAUAACAAUGUCGUCCUUACCUUAUUAUCACAGAACGUGUAUCACUUCAACACAUUAUAUGGUGUUUAAUUCAGCGAGAAAAACAAAGAAAGUGCUGAAAAUGAAAUACGAUUGUGAACAAAAUUUGUAAUACACAGGUUGAAUUCUAUGCCAAAAUCAGCAUGUACUUAUAUUACAUUUUUCUUUAGACAUGUAUAUGAUGUAGCCCAUUUCAUGUCCGGUAGUUGUGUAGAAAUAGGAUUGAAAAGGUGGAUAUUCACCUUAAAUCAUACAUUCCUUGUAAUACAUUGUAGUAAAAUACAUUAGUUUUAUUGUAAACAGUUAAAUUUUAUGUUUUUUUUGAAUUAGAAUGCAGUAUGAUUUUAAAUUUUGAAUAAAUGUGGGUCAACAAUUGAAACAUUCAAAAUGAAAUGAUGCUGAAAUUUCUGUACAGAAUGACUGACUGUUAGACAUACAUGUCCAUCAACUGUUUACCAAACUGUAGAAUGCUUUGUGAUGUGUGCAUUAGACUCGACUUGUGAACCUGCUGAUGUCAGCUCAUUUGGAAUGGUGACAUACAUGUACAUGUGUAUGUAUGGAUUUGCUGCUCACUUGCGACGUUGAUGUGCUUGUAUUAUUUAUUGGUUUGGAGCAGGCACAUUGAAGAGCUUGCUUGUUUUAUACUUUUAACAAGGGUAUUAUCACAAUGUUGUUUUAUACAGAUGUAAUAUCAAAUAUAAAUGUAACACUGA